AUGUCGUCAGAAGCAGGUCUUUCGAGAUCGGGUUCGCUCACAGACUGGCUGAGAACUAGCUUCAAAGGCGGCAUGUCUUCUUUUAAGCCAAAGAAACCACAAGACAAUGCACGAUUGAAGGCACGUCUUUCGAAAGAACCGCCUUCUCGACCCAGCAGUGCUGCAGCCGCAGAGCACAUCAACGACAAGACCCAGGAUGGCAAGCCCGUCGAAUUGCCAACAAAAGAGCCUGAGAGAAAGCCUACAGCCGAGACUACGAACUCGUCCGUGAUUGAUCCCGACUAUUCACCAAAUAAAAAGGCAUUCCGGAAGAGUGGUGGCAAGCCGACUAUCCCAGCCGGGCAAUCGUUCUUCGAAGACAGCUCAAGCGACGAGGAACCAGAAAGCCCAGUCCUUCAGCGUGCCAGCUCCGUCCGAGUUGCGAACCCCGUCUUGGUACGGAAUGUCAGCAAUGCUACCGGUGCAGUCAGCCACUCGACUCCUCUUCGCAAGCAUGAUGAGCGUCCUAUCACACCUGAAAACAACAGCGACGCCAAAGAUGGUCCUGCCGACGCCCUGCGUAUGCUUGAGGCGAACUCUGCUAAGCCUCUGCCGAUGCCCUCGACACCUCCUGCAUCACAAGGCCAUAGCACGACUACGAGUACGCUUGGUGGCGAUAUCACUGCCUCGCCAGCGUCCACUGUCUUUAGUAAUGUUCAAGCCGCAUCCAGUCCGCCCUCGACACCUCCAAUCACGAUCACAACCCCUCUCCCACCUCUGUCUGCGUUGCGCUCCAAUCCAGUCACACCGACCACCGAGCUGACCUCUGCUCGGCUGUCUCGUGCUCUAUCCGCACCUACACCACCAAAUCGCAAUCCCAACCGUCGCGUUACAAUCCGUCCCUCGGACCUGGUCAUCGGUGAGGAUCACGACCACAAGCUCUUCCGCGAUUCAGUCAUUACGACGCCAUAUCCCGGGAGUGCGAGCGACAGCCUGGCCAACAAGAACAAACGCCUGUCAGAUAUACCCGAUGAGCCUUCUCGUGCCAACAGCGUCGGGAGCACUGCUAAGCCACCAAUUCAGCUGCUGUCACCACAUGCGCUAACGGCGUCACCUCAUGGUCCCGGCGACCGCGAUCGAUUCCCUUCGCUCACGAGCACUGAAUCGCUGCUCGUCACGUUGAGUCUGUUUGGAAAGCCGAAUACUGCGUCGACGGUCGAAGUCACCAUCCCACUCGCUGCUACUCAACCACGUCAGCCACUGUCGCUGCGCCGCGAGACUCGCAAAGAACGCGCCGCCCGGCCAAAUCUUACAGCACCUGACUUCGACGACAGCAACCUUUUCACUCUCCUCCGCAAGCACUACCACUCUCACCUCGUCGGCGGCCGGGCUAAACGUGUCUGCCUGCUCCCCACACGCACACUCAGCAAUGCCACCUCGAUACCCGCCAGCGACACCAUGAACACGAAUGACAUUGCCCACUUGAACGAUCCAUAUGACUUCCUCGCUCACCUUCGUGAGCCAAGUCUCGGCAAAGGCAAGCGUAAUUACCUCCUCUGGCUGCGCAAUAAUCAGUCUUCUGGACAACAAGUCAACCGUCGUGGCCCCUCAAGCUCAUUCUCAACUGCCGCGACCAUCGAGACGCCCGUCGCGGUAACUGCCACGGAGACGGGUUUCCCUGCGAAUGAGGCUUCUCCAGUCAGCACCUCCAAGAAGAGCGAUGUCCACCCAGCAUUCGGCGGCACCUUCCUCUCCUCGCCCACCACAACCCUCCCCUCGAUCCAGCACUCCACAACCAGCAACAACAGUAAGGUCUCAUACCCGCGGAUGCCCUUCCAAACCAGCCACGCGUACAAUGCGGCCUCAGUCUUCGCGCACGGCGCCCUCCCACCAUCCACUAAGCCCGCGCAAGCAACAGGGCCACACAUCGCCCUGCACCACCGCACAAACCUCCUCACCCUCUCCCUCGCAGGCUUCCUCGUCUUCCUCGCCGGGCUGAUCACUGUCAUUGUAUGGGUGCUGGUUGGCGUGCCGGGUUUGGCUGCAGGCCAACGUGAGCUUCCUUCUUUCCAUGAGAAGUUUGUUGACGCGGGUAGUACGACUGAUGUGGUUGCGACGAAUGCUACUGCACUCGCAGCGUUCGAUACAUACCGCGUAGCAGCGAGUUAUGGAGACUGGCACGUUGAUGCGCAGAUGCGUGUUCUCACCGCACUAGUGAUGGGAGGUGUUGUGUGGUUUGGUGGAGGUGUGGCGGUGCUUGGGUGGUGGGCCGCUGGCUGGAUGCUGUUGUGA
Cyphellophora attinorum is the source of this 2271-nucleotide messenger RNA. RefSeq lists its product as uncharacterized. The transcript has a single exon. The coding region runs from base 1 to 2271 and encodes 756 amino acids. The record is from RefSeq and is a predicted model, not a curated record. NCBI's taxonomy places the organism in Eukaryota, Fungi, Ascomycota, Eurotiomycetes, Chaetothyriales, Cyphellophoraceae.